This is a messenger RNA of Salvia splendens (bonfire salvia), 1056 nucleotides long. Its product is annotated as bet1-like SNARE 1-2. The record is from RefSeq and is a predicted model, not a curated record. Lineage: Eukaryota; Viridiplantae; Streptophyta; Magnoliopsida; Lamiales; Lamiaceae. The coding region runs from base 305 to 706 and encodes 133 amino acids. The transcript is spliced from 6 exons.
UUCACUUGAGAUGGAGAGGGAGUGAGAAUUACUGGCGUUUUUUACCUUAAAAAGGGAAAGGAAAACAAUUUCAACUGGAACUGUAUAUAACUGCAGUAGGAUAAGCCGUAGAGAGUGCGCUCUAGAGAAUUGUACUCCCGCAAAACUAAUAGGUGCAAUGCGCCGUAGCGUACAACUCAUUCCAUGAUUCAAAAUUUUGUGAAGCAGAGGAUUAUCGAUUUCACUGCUAAAUUUCAUUAGAUCUGCAGAUUCCACUUAAUUUCUCCAUUCCUUGUGCGAUUUGCUGUUGUUCAAUCCUGUUAUCAUGAGUUACAGAAGGGACCAUAGAGGCUCGAGGUCUGCACUUUUUGAUAACAUGGACGCCCUUGAAGCAGGUGGACUCAAGACCUCUUCAUCAUAUUCAAGUGGCAUGGAUGAUCAUGAAAACGAGAAAACUGUGGAUAGUUUGCACGAUAGAGUCAGCUUCCUGAAACGAUUGACGGGAGACAUACAUGAGGAGGUGGAGACUCACAACCGUAUGCUAGAUAGGAUGGGCAAUGAGAUGGAUGCAUCAAGAGGAAUUAUGUCAGGAACAAUGGAUCGUUUUAAAAUGGUGUUUGAAAAGAAAUCGAAUAAGACAAUCUGCAAACUUGCAGGAUAUUUUGUGAUUUCUUUCUUUGUGCUGUAUUAUGGGAUUAGGAUUCUCCUGUAUUACCUUUAUGGUUAAUGCAGGAUUGCAAUGUCGUACACAAGUUCUGCUGUGUUCAUUUUCGUGAUGAUCUCCAAACGAGGAAUCCAGUGCCAUGCAAUCUCUGUUACAUACUACGAAGUCAUGCCUAAGGAUAGGUAUUUGCAAUUCUGAUCUCGUAGCUCCAUCCAUUAAACUACAUGUUACCAUACAAUUUUAGAACAUAGCUUUUUUGGGUACAUCAGCAUCGUAGAUACGAUGUUAGUCACUGGCUCGAGUAAAUAUAUUCUUUUCACCCUCAUUCCUAUUCUCCAUACUAUAUAUACUGGAGUAAUACACAGUGUUACUAUUUCCUGCAAAACAGCCCAUUAUAUGAUUUUUCUUGGUAA